AUGAGAAAGUUCCAUGAGAAGAACUCUUCAGUAACCAAUCGUACCACGUGGUGGCUUAUGACUGUGCAGCCGCAUUGUAUGUUCCAGCUGGCGUAUACACUGGAUCAGAUGAAAAAGAAGCUUUGUUCUCCAAAGAAGUUGACAAGAUGUGUGGAGAUUUUCACUUCACAGAAGUUGAACAACAACGAAUUCUACCGAUUCGGAAAUGCCACAUUCCCACUUCGCGAUUCACCCAAUUCUGAACCGGAUGCAACAUCUGAAAUCCGCUCGUUUGGUGGAAAGUCGAAAUGGUUCUAA
Molecule: messenger RNA, 297 nt
Organism: Caenorhabditis remanei
Lineage: Eukaryota; Metazoa; Nematoda; Chromadorea; Rhabditida; Rhabditidae
Exons: 1
Coding region: 1-297 (98 amino acids)
Source: RefSeq, a predicted model, not a curated record